AAAAAAAAAAUUAUCCCCACGAUUUUCUCCUUAAUUUUAGCUGUGUUUUCACUCUGUUUUCUUUUUCAUCAGUACCGAAUAUUUAUGGACUAUUGAGCUGUCUAUUUCAUUCAGUGAAAAUAAGGGAUAAGAAAAAGGGGAGGAAUUGUUACAAUAGCAAGCCAAAGGAAUCAUCUUUGAUUUAUUUAAUGGUGCAAGAAACAGACAAACUCUGCUAUACACUCUACUCUAAUCAAUCCCCACUUGUUCCAUUAUCAUCCCAAGUAUUAAUUAUUAUUAAGUUUGGAGUAAUAGAAGCAGUAAUAAUUAGCAGAAAAAAAAGAAGAAAUACCCAUCUCUGCGAAGGCACCUUAAAAAAAGCUUUCUUUUUUCUCUUUUAUUUUGUUUUUCUUUUUGUUGUCCACCUUUAUCGUCGGGUGUUUUUUGCUUGGUGGGUUUUCAAAAAAGUUGAAUUUUCCCGGUGGGUAUUUGAGAUUAAGCUCGAGCGGAUUAGAUUUCAUGUGGGUUCCUCCUCUUCAAAGUGGAUUUUAAGUAAUCCCUACUAAAACAGGGGAAUCGCAUGUUCUUUCCUGGUUCUUUUUUUUUUUUCUCCAUAAUGGAAGGAGUGAAAGUAAGGAAACUUUGAUUUUUCGUUUUUUAAGUUGAUGGGAUUGUGAACAAUAAUGGGUUCUCUUGAGAAUGGAUUUUCAUUGAAAAGGGAUCAUCACCAUUUGCUUCGUUCAUCAUCAUCUGGAAGUGGCAGGAGCUUCUUCAGUGGCAGCAGUCAAAGUCUAAGGCAGCAACUUAGAUCAAGAUUAGCCAGGCUGGUUUUUCUCAAGAAGUUUGAUUAUCCAAUAUGGAUUUGUAUGGUGGCUGUGUUUCUCUUCUUCCUCGUGCUGUUUCAGAUGCUCUUGCCUGGCUCAAUUAUGGAUAAAUCUGGCGAUUUCUUGAAGAAAAUGGAUAAUAAUAAUAAUGAGGUGGCUGGAGAUUUGGUUGUGGUGAGGGAGUUUGCUGGGUUGGAUUUUGGUGAAGAUAUCAAAUUUGAACCAUCCAAACUUUUAGCCAAGUUUCGUGGUGAUGAUGCAAUAAAAGUGAAUGGGAAUGUUUUGAGACUGGGCCACAGGAAACCUAAGAUUGCUAUGGUAUUUGCUGAUCUGUUGGUUGAUGCUUAUCAAAUACAAAUGGCUACUAUUUCAAUUGCUCUGAGGAAGAUAGGAUAUGAAAUUGAGGUACUUUCCCUUAAAGAUGGUCCAGCAAAUGCAACUUGGAGAGGCUCUGGAUUUCCACUUCAUCUCAUGGAAUCUCAUGAUAACAAACAGAUCGCGAUAGAUUGGUUAAAUUAUGAAGGCGUACUGGUGAACUCUCUUGAAUCUGCAGCAGUUAUUUCUCGUUUGAUGAUGGAACCUUUUAAAAGCGUACCGCUGAUAUGGACCAUCCACGAACAAGAACUUGCUGCUCGAAUGAGGCUCCAUGCUCAGAAUGGCCAGAGUGACAUCGUGGAAAAUUGGAAAAAAGUCUUUAGUCGUGCCACUGUGGUUGUCUUCCAUAACUACAUUCUGCCGAUGAUUUAUUCGGCAUGUGACACUGGAAACUACUUUGUGAUUCCGGGCUCUCCUGCAGAAGCAUGGGAAGCUGGUAAUAUAUUGGCUACACCCAAAAACGUUGUGCGUGUGAAGGUAGAAAGUGAACCCAAGAAUUUCAAUAUUGUGAUCGUGGGAAGUCAACUUCUCUACCGAGGUCUUUGGCUGGAACAUGCCCUUGUUUUAAAGGCUUUACUACCAGUUCUUGAGCACUUUGAAGGUGAUGGCAUUACAGAUACUAGGCUCAAAAUCAUUGUCUUAGCUGGGGAUUCAAAUAGUAACUACAGUGUGGCUUUGGAGGCUAUUGCUGUAAACUUGACUUAUCCGGCUGGCAUGGUGACGCAUAUUGCUCUCGAUGAAAAUUUGGACAACAUUCUGAGUUCAUCUGACCUUGUGAUUUAUUCAUCCUUCCACGAGGAGCCUUCAUUUCCAAACAUAUUGUUAAGAGCCAUGUGCUUGAAGAAGCCAAUAGUAGCUCCUGAUAUAUCUAUCAUCAAGAAAUACGUUGACGAUAGAGUUAAUGGGUACAUAUUUCCCAGAGAGAAUAUCAGAGUACUAUCCCAGAUACUGAUGCAAGUGAUCUCGAAUGGGAAAUUGUCACUGCUAGCUAGUAAUGCAGCAGCAAUUGGAAAACAUACUGCAAAAAACCUUAUGGUUUCAGAGAGCGUUGAGGGAUACGCUUCACUAUUGGAAAGUGUUCUCAGAUUUCCAUCUGAAGUUACAAAUGUAGAGCCUGUCUCGGAGAUUCCUGCCAACCUUAAAGCCGAAUGGUCCUGGACUCUUUUUGAAGCAUCUCGAGAUUCAGUGUUACUGAAUGCAACAAGAAGAAUCAUGAAAUUCUUGGAUGAGUUUGAGCAGCAGUGGAAUCAAACUCAGAAUGAAGGCUCUGUACCUGCUGUUGGGACGAAUGAAAACUUCUUCUAUGGUAUCUGGGAAGAAGAGAAAUCUUUUCAGAUCGCUUAUGUGAGGAAGCGGAGAGAAGAUGACGAGUUGAAGGACAGAACAGAUCAAAGUCGGGGAACGUGGGAUGAAGUUUAUCGUAGUGCUAGAAGGGCCGAUCGGAUCAAGAAUGACGUGCAUGAAAGAGAUGAAGGAGAGCUUGAAAGGACUGGACAACCGUUGACUAUCUAUGAACCAUUCAUUGGGGAAGGAACUUGGCCGUUUCUGCACCACACUUCACUGUAUCGGGGAUUUGGGCUGUCUAGUAAAGGUCGGCGACCUGGAUUUGAUGAUGUGGAUGGACCUUCUCGGCUUCCUCUUUUAAGUAACCCCUAUUAUAGAGAUGUCCUUGGUGAAUAUGGUGCUUAUUUCGCAAUUGCAAACCGGAUUGAUCGCAUACACAAAAAUGCUUGGAUAGGCUUCCAGUCUUGGAGAGCAACAGCAAGAAAGGAAUCUUUGUCAAGGGCUGCUGAAAUAUCCUUAUUGAAUGCCAUCCAGUCACGAAAACACGGGGAUGCACUUUAUUUCUGGGCUUCAAUGGACAAGGACCCUAGAAACCCCCAAAAGCAGGAUUUUUGGACAUUUUGUGAUGCUAUUAAUGCUGGCAAUUGUCAGUUUGCAUUUUCUGAAGCUUUUCGGAAGAUGUACGGCUUAAAUCAUAACUUGAGUUCUGUACCUCCGAUGCCUGUAGAUGGAGGAGAUACAUGGUCUGUCAUGCAUAGUUGGGCUUUACCAACGAGAUCCUUUAUGGAAUUUGUCAUGUUCUCAAGGUUUGAAUAUGUAAUCUUACUGUUUUUCUUCCUCAGUUUCUUGUACUGUUCUUGUUCCAUGUUAUUCCUUUUUCUCUUCUUUAUGUAGCCCAGGUGAUAUUUUAAUAGUUUUUUGCUUUUGGCAUGCAGAAUAUUUGUGGACGCUCUUGAUAAUAAAUUUUAUGAGGAGCACCAUCAAAGUGGACGUUGUUAUUUAAGCUUGUCUAAGGAUAAACACUGCUAUUCUCGAGUGCUUGAGUUACUAGUAAAUGUUUGGGCGUAUCAUAGUGCAAAACGAAUGGUUUACGUGAAUCCGGAAACCGGCUUAAUACAAGAACAGCACAAGAUGAAGCAACGAAGAGGGCAUAUGUGGAUCAAAUGGUUCCAAUUCAGUACACUAAAGAGCAUGGACGAGGACCUUGCUGAGGAAGCCGACACUGACCAGCCAAAAAGACACUGGCUUUGGCCAUCGACGGGCGAGGUUUUUUGGCAAGGUAUAUAUGAGAAGGAGAGGAAUCAAAAAAAUCGAGAGAAAGAGAAGAGAAGGCAAGAAAGCAAGAAUAAGAUUGCUCGGAUUAAGAGUAGGGCUCGUCAGAAAACGAUAGGGAAAUACGUGAAGCCUCCACCAGAGGAAAUGGGCUCUUCUUUGUCAAACUCAACAACAGCAUUGGCAGCUAAGCUUUUCAGAUAACACUACCUUUACUCACGUUUAUAAUACCUGAAAAUCAGUAAAAAUCAGAUUUUUAGUUAGAAUUCUAAUUCUUCUCCCCACAAUUUAGUAAUCCACCCCACUAUUGUUUCAUUCUUGAUUCUUGUUCAGAGAGGAUGCCUUAGGUUCUUAUCCCGUAAAUUUUUUAGUGGAGGUCCUGUAUGUAGGUUACUGCAUCCUUCUGACAAAAUGCCACUUGGAAGCCCCCCUGAAUGUAUGCAAGUGGCUUCAUUUUCGGCUUCCUGCAACAUUCAUUUUUUUUUCUCUUAUAGAUUGUUUUUUACCCUUCUAUAGGGUAGGAAUGCCCAAUCAUUGUAACCUGAUUUUACCAGGAUAUGACGCUGAUAAUUUGUGAAUGAAUUUACUGUUCAGCUUUGAGUACAGAACUUUUGAGCUUGUGCCACUAUGUUUUGGCUUUUCCUUAUUUCCUUCAGUUACA
Molecule: messenger RNA, 4395 nt
Organism: Oldenlandia corymbosa var. corymbosa
Lineage: Eukaryota; Viridiplantae; Streptophyta; Magnoliopsida; Gentianales; Rubiaceae
Source: the annotation of a GenBank genome assembly